Abrus precatorius (Indian licorice) is the source of this 2146-nucleotide messenger RNA. Its product is annotated as aspartic proteinase-like protein 1. Gene Ontology annotation, biological process: proteolysis. The transcript is spliced from 10 exons. The coding region runs from base 241 to 1803 and encodes 520 amino acids. Lineage: Eukaryota; Viridiplantae; Streptophyta; Magnoliopsida; Fabales; Fabaceae. Gene Ontology annotation, molecular function: aspartic-type endopeptidase activity. The record is from RefSeq and is a predicted model, not a curated record.
AAUUCCACUAAUCCACUCACAGUUACUUGUUACAGCCACACACACAGCACAGUGAUGAUUCAUAACGAUGCACACUGCGCACCCUUACUCCCCUCUUUUCUUCGAUCCUCCUCCCACUCCCUUCUUUCCAUCGUGAAAACCUCUUAAUCGCUCCCUUUAUUUAAGUAAUUAACACUAAUCGUCACUCAAUUAGUUACUUGUAGAACGAAGCAUCGGAAGAAGUGCCAGAUCUCGAUCUCGAUGCUGUUGCUGUUCCUUUUGUUGUUCUUGUUUGAGCCAACGGCUCACUCAAUGCCUUUUCCGAUCACAUUUUCUGCGAGGCUCAUUCAUCGCUUCUCCGAACAAAUGAAACCGGUCGGGCUUCCCACCGGUUCGUGGCCGGACCGGCGGAGCAUGCCCUACUACCAGAUGCUUCUCAGUAGUGACAUUCUCAGGCGCAAGGUCAACAAUGGAGGCGCUCGCUACCAGCUCCUGUUCCCUUCUCAUGGCAGCAAAACGAUGUCGCUCGGCAACGACUUUGGCUGGUUGCAUUACACGUGGAUUGAUAUAGGGACACCGAGUACUUCGUUUUUGGUAGCGUUGGAUGCAGGGAGCGAUCUCCUUUGGCUUCCCUGUGAUUGCAUACAGUGUGCUCCGUUGUCGUCGAGUUACUAUUCCAAUCUGGAUAGAGAUCUGAAUGAGUAUAGUCCAUCUCGUUCGUUAUCCAGUAAGCAUCUAUCUUGCGGUCAUCGGUUGUGUGAUAUGGGUUCAAAUUGUAAAAGUUCUGAGCAGCAGUGUCCAUACAUGGUCAGUUACUUAUCAGAGAAUACAUCGAGUUCUGGAUUGUUAGUUGAGGACAUACUGCAUCUUCAGUCUGGUGGCGGUGUAGCAAACUCCUCUGUUCAGGCUUCAGUAGUUCUUGGGUGUGGCAUGAAGCAAAGUGGUGGUUAUUUGGAUGGGGUUGCUCCAGAUGGUCUAAUAGGUUUGGGGCCCGGGGAGAGUUCAGUUCCAAGCCUUCUUGCUAAAUCAGGAUUAAUUCAUGAUUCUUUUUCCUUGUGCUUUGACGAAGAUGAUUCUGGUAGAAUUUUUUUUGGGGACCAGGGACCAACCACUCAACAGUCUACUUCAUUCUUGCCUUUGGAUGGAAUAUAUUCAACCUAUGUUAUUGGAGUGGAGACAUGUUGUAUUGGGAAUUCUUGCCUUAAAAUGACAAGUUUUAAAGCACAGGUUGAUAGCGGGACAUCAUUUACAUUUCUUCCUGGCCAUGCGUAUGGAACACUAGCCGAGGAGUUUGAUCAACAAGUAAAUGCUUCAAGAUCUAGCUUUGAAGGAUCUCCUUGGGAGUAUUGUUAUGUGUCCAGUUCGCAAGAGUUGCCAAAGGUUCCCAUCUUAACUAUCAUGUUCCAACAGAAUAACAGUUUUGUGGUCGUUGAUCCUGUGUUUGUAUUCUAUGGCAAUCAGGGAGUUAUUGGAUUUUGUUUAGCCAUACAGCCAGCCGAAGGGGAUAUGGGAACAAUUGGACAGAACUUCAUGACAGGAUAUCGUUUGGUAUUUGAUAGGGAAAACAAGAAGCUGGCAUGGUCACCCUCAAAUUGUCAGGAUCUGAGUCUAGGUAAGAGGAUGCCCCUUUCUCCAAAUGAGACAUCAUCAAACCCAUUGCCUACAGAUGAGCAGCAAAGAACCAAUGGGCAUGCAGUUGCUCCAGCUGUUGCUGGAAGAGCUCCCCACAAACCUUCGGCUGCUUCAUCUCGGAUGAUUACAUGCCGGAAACAUUGGCACUGCUUUUUGUUUCUUCUAUUACAACUCGUGUCACCCUUUUAUUGAUACCCUCGCAUUCUUAUGUAUGUCGAGUACCCAGCUUGUCUAGAUAGUGUUACAUGUAUAUCCAAAUAUGUAUCCUUUUUGGCCUCCUAGCUCUGUAAGUAUUUUAGAUCAUACACCUUCCAAUGCUGUUAUUUUUUCACCUUGCCAGCAUGUUAGCUUAUUCCUAGCACUCGUAAUGUAAAUUAAUUUGCUGUGUCAUCCUAUUUUAUUUUCUUUUAAUUUUAAUUAGAAUUUUCAGUGAAUUUUUUUAAUGUUUUUUUUAAUUAUUAUUUUAUUUGGAAUUCCGGUGGUGUAUGUGAAAUAUCUUGUUAAGGCAACAUUUUAAUUUUUCAAUAUUUAUUUG